AUGAAUCCGAAUACUACGAGUUGGAAUAGUACGAAAAGUAAAUCAAGUAGUAAAAGUAGUGAAAAUUCUAGAACUACUGAUAAAAAAUCGAUUAAAUCUCUUCAUUUAUCUCAAUCAACUUCUCCCGAUUUUACUUUUGAACAAGAUAUAUUUGAUCAAAAAUGGCUAGAUGAUUUAGUUCAACAUCGUUAUGUAAAAUUUAUUCCGUUUGAAGAAUUUGAAGAUCCAAAAACUGUUUCGAAUGAAAUUAAUGGUCAAGUUGGAUCUUUUAAAAGUUUAAAAUGGAGAAAGAUGAAAAAACGUGUGGUCGUAAAAGAAUUACAAAAUAUCGGUUCAUUAUCUGAAACUUUGAGGAAAUCUUUUGUUAAAGAGUUACAAUGGCAUUUAAACGUCGAUUUUAACGAACGAAUAAUUCGUAUUUCUGGUUUAACACAAGAAUCACCUGAAUCAAUAUAUAUACUAGUAUUACAACAUGCUGAUGGUGGUUCCCUACAAGAUUAUUUGUCAAAAAACUUUAAAAAACUAGCGUGGAGCGACAAAUUAACGUUGGCCAGAGAAAUUGCUGAAGGGUUAAGAUAUUUACAUACAAAUAAUAUAGUUCACGGAAAUUUG
Molecule: messenger RNA, 612 nt
Organism: Dentiscutata heterogama
Lineage: Eukaryota; Fungi; Glomeromycota; Glomeromycetes; Diversisporales; Gigasporaceae
Source: the annotation of a GenBank genome assembly